This is a messenger RNA of Taeniopygia guttata (zebra finch), 4729 nucleotides long. It is a transcript of the gene ZMYND12, whose product is annotated as zinc finger MYND-type containing 12. NCBI's taxonomy places the organism in Eukaryota, Metazoa, Chordata, Aves, Passeriformes, Estrildidae. The record is from RefSeq and is a predicted model, not a curated record. Gene Ontology annotation, molecular function: protein binding.
AUGGCCGGGACGGAAAUCACGCGUGUCGGCCGCCCCGUUAGCGGAAGGGUUGUCGCGGUAACGGAACGCCAGCGCCGCCCGUGCCCGUCGGAAGUGACGGAGCUGUCGCCCGGCAACCGCGGCCGCGCCCGGGGCUCGGUGCCGGCCAUGGCGGCGGCUCCGCGCUGCGAGCUGUGCCGGGCCCGAGCGGCCCCGCUGCGCUGCCCCGGCUGCCGCCUCACCCGCUACUGUGAUGUCUCUCACCAGAGAACCGACUGGAUCAGCAUCCACAGCCAUAUCUGCCACCUGCUCAUCCCAGUCCUUGGGCCCCAGCCCUGUUUCCAUUCUGAAAAAGACAGAAAACAUGGCAAGGAGCAGCUGCUGAGGAGGCAGGAAUCUCUGAUUGCCGUGGCGUUGAGCACAGCCCAGGGGUUUGUGUGGUCAGGGCAGCCCCUGGAAGCAAUUCCUGCAGCACUGCAGGCGCUGCGCUUCAGCUCCCGCGUGUUCGGCUCUGGCUCCUCGCAGCUCGUGCCCAUUUAUCUGCUCCUGGCCGAGGCCUCCACGGGUGCUGGCCGUCUCCGACAGGCAGCCAAAUAUCUCUCCCAAGCCCAGUGGAUCGUCCUCCAAACCCCAGACUGCAGUGCUGCUCUUCAGUCUAAGUUACACCGUGGGCUGGGGCUUUUCUCUGCUGCUGAAGGAAACCUGGACCAGGCUUUGUAUCACCUGGCCAAUGAUGUUUACCUGGCAACUGCUGAGUUUGGACUAAAUUCUAUUGAGGUCUCUGCAGGGUACUUCCACAUGGCCAAUAUUUUCUUCCACCAGAAUAAAAUGGAUGCAGCAAACUCGCUCUAUACUGAGGUGAGCAGCCUCUGGCACGACUGGCUGCUGAGCUCCCUUCACAGGCACCAGCAAGUGCUCCAGGCCCAGGCAGAAGCAUCACCAUUCUCCGAGGAGGAGGAGGUCAUGGAGGACAGGAUGACCGAAGGCCGGCGUGAGGAAGGAACGCGGAUGCUGCGCGCGGUGCUGAAGGUCCGGGAGCAGGGACCACUGCAGCAUCCUGGGGAAACUGCCCGAGCCCUGCAUGCCCUGGCCAUGAUCCACUACCUGGGCCUGGAUUUAGCCAAGGCCCAGGAGGUGGGGAUGAAAGCCUUCGACCUGGCCAAGCAGCUGCCCCAGCAAGACUCUCUAGAAACCAUUGGUCACCUGCUGGAGCUGAUUAAUGCCCAGCUUUCCCACACCACAUAAAGACUGGCUCUGCCAGACCCAGUUUGUUUGGCCAGGCUCUCUCUUAUCCAGGUUCCUGGACACCACCAGCAUCACAAGCCCUUGGGCCUUCUGCUUGCUGCCUCUUCCCAGCUGCGUCCGUGGCUGUCCCAAACUGUUUGGAAAAUAAACAUUUUGGUCUGAGUCAGUCUUCAUCUGCUGCUCCACUUCUGUAACCUCUGAGAGAGUAACAGCACCAGGGUGAGAAACAAAAGCAGCACGGACACACUGAAUAAAUCAUUUAUUGGCCAGGUUGGGAAUGAGCAAACAGCCUCUCACAGUCUCAUGGUGGCUGUCCAGGAGCCAAGACGAGCUCAGGUGUGUUUCUUACUGGCUUCCUGGCUUUGCUGUGCCAUUUUAGUGAGGGAGAUCCCAUGGAGGGAUGGGAGAGGACACAGGGAAGGGCUAGGGUGGUGGACACCUGCACCUGGGGAGCUGGUCAGGCUUGACAAAGCAUUGCAGCUCCUUACAGAGCCCCUCCAUCUCCAAACCAAUUUCCAGAAAAUCCCAGCCCGGUUUGGAAAACCAGCCAAGUUUAGAUCCCAUCCCACUUCACCCCUUGCCAUGGACAGGGACGCCUUCCAUUAUGGCAGGUGCUCAGAAUCUUCUCUUUCUGCAGAACUUCUCAUAGCUCUGGGCACUGAGAGACUCAUUUGUUCCAAUUCCACGGGUGGAAGUUUCACGGGAAGAACUUCUGUCCAAAGAGGGACCACGGGAGGCAUGAGACAGAAUGAAAAGGCUCCAAGUGAGGAUUCUAUGCUAAAGGAGAAGUAGUUUCCUGCUGGCAGAGGUCUGACAUGGCCAACCUCGGGAGGAGAUGCCAUUCCCAGCCGACUCCUGCCCCGGGGAGCAGCGAGACCCCUCGGGAUGGAGUGUCCCAGCUGGGGGAAGGGACAGGGACACCAGGAGGCUCCAGAGGCCAUGGGGAGUGUGGGAAUCACGGUGCUGAUGAUCCCUCACGCUGGGAAAGGGGAGAAGGGGCUCUCGGCCUGGCUCUCGGCUCCGAUUGAGGCUCGUUACUGCAGGAGGAUUUAUGAGGGUGUUUAAUUGCCUCGCCGAGUUGGGCUGGAGUCAAGUGCGCUUUGUAAACGCUUCGUCAAGCUGGGGCCUGAGCAAUUAGCAGGGAUUGCUGCUGCUGGGGAAGGGAAAACCGCAGGUUCAGCCACGUUCCAUUCCAGAGGGGGGGAUAAGGCUGCUCAGGGCGCAGAGCACAGGCCUGGGGAAGGGCAAGGAGACCUCCCAGCACUCUCCUGGGAGAUGCUGCUGGUCUCUCCACCUCAUCAGGUGUGGAAUAACCACCUCCAUGGGGUGGGAGAUGCUGGGAGGGACUGGGAUCGUCUCCAAGGGGCAGGGGAUGCUGAUUGAUCACCGCCAUAAGGUGGGGGAUGUUGGGGAGCUGUGCCUGCUGGCACAGUGCCCCAGGGCACAAGGAUUUGGGUCACCAGGGAUUUGGAGCUUGGUCGUGGCUGUAAUCCUUCCCAGUGCUCCCAGGCUGAGCCUGCAGGGCCGUGUGGCUGCUCUGAAUGUUCAACAAAACAAACCCAGCCUGGAAAUGAAGGUUGUGCAGGGAUGAGCAUCUCCUGGAGCCAGGAACGAAACAGCAGAGUGAGGAGAGGAGCCCUGGGCAGAGAAAGAACAUUCUGGGGAAGCUCUUAAAGACACUACAGAAGCGAUUCCUACAACAGCCAUGCCCUGCAGGGCAAAAAGCUGCUUCAAUAAAUAGAAAAAAAAGCCUGAAGUGACCAAGAUCAGCAUUUCUUUGCCUGAAAGUGUUCAGGCUUGCAGCUCUCGGCACCUUCUCAGCUGGAGGGAAAAAAAAAACCAAAUCCACAGAGCAGCAGCAACCUCCUCCCUCCCUUCCCUUGCUCAGCUGCUCAUGGCACCACCACGGCUCUGUCCUGGGCAAGAGGAGCAGGUUUGGGAUCCACAGGACACGACAGCUCCAGCCAGGUCCCCCCCGUGAUCCCAGCCCAGGCUGCUCCAGGCAAUUAAAAUCUGGUUGUACACCCAGAGCAGGUAUUUUGCAACCAGGUGAGUCGUUCCCGUGGUGGAAAAGCUUUGCAGGGACACGCACUCCCAGACACCCCCCCCAAGCCUGGCAGGGCAGGGAAAGUUUGGCUCUGAGAAAUAAAAGGCACAGGACACUGGGGCUGGGUGGCUGCUCACAUUCUCCUUUAUUGUUCACACCACACACUUUCCCCCCUUGGCACUUCACUGCAGGGAUUUGCUUAAAAACCACACACACUCCCCCCCACAGCUUGGUGAGGCUGUGCCACAACCAGCUGAGAAUGGGCAUUUUUAAAGAUAUUUGUUUAAUUCCCCCCCCUCCCCCUUUUUUUUCUUUAAUGUGUGGUCAAGUGUCAUCACUUCCAAACCAAACAAAUACAUUUUAAAAAAGAUACUAUUAAAAAAAAAAAACAACACAAAAAAACAACCCUCCCUGUGGCUUUGGGAAUGUGCCAGGAGCUCCCACACCAGCUGCACUCAGGGAAAUGCUUUUUUUUUGUGUGUUUUCAGUUUUGUUUGAAAAGGACAGUAUUUUUCAUGUGUAUUUUUUUUUAAUAUACUACAGCCUGAAGUUCAGUGCAAUAGAUACAACUACAGUGCAGAACUAUACAAAAGUCAUCCUAACCAUGUACAAGCUUUUUUUUCUUAGUUGCUAUAGAAACUAUAACCUUUUUCUGUACCUUUUGUAUGCAUUAUACAGUGUGAAUAUACUCCAAGAAUAUUUACAGUACUUGGCUUGUCAAAUCAGAAACGCUAUAACUUAAAUGUCUACUAUUAACAACCAUUGAACAAAAAUAUAUAUAAUAUAAAUAUCUUCCAGUCUAUACACAGAGCAGGAAACAGCUGUAUCCAUGCGGUGCUGGAUUUUGGUGAGUCCUGGGAUGGGGGUGGUGAUGGAGGGGGAUGUUGUCGUGUGCGGCUGCCGCUGGCGCUUCACUGUCGGGCAAAUAUUGCCGAGAUUAAUCCCAAAAUUCAACAAGAUCACAUCCCCCCUCUCCCGUUUUUCCCCUCCCAGCUGGGAAUUCAGGCGAAAGGAGAGGAGCCUGUGACAAUGGAUUGACCUUUCCAACCGAUCCAUCCGGACGGCUCCGUCCUCCGCGCUGCCCCGGGCGGGAGGUCCCCGUCCGCGAACCCACCGCAGGGCUUGAAAUCAAGGAGACUUUAAAAAAAUGACUCAUUUUCUCGGUAGGUUUUUUUUUUUUAAAAAAAAAAUAUUAGAUUUAGUCAAUUUACGUGAUUUUUCUUUUUUUUUUUCUCUAUGAUUAGAAUGUUAAAAAAUAAGUUUCCAGCUUUUUAAAAACUUCCUCUACGUGAUUUUUCCGUUAAAUAGCUAUCGCGUCGUCGAUAAAAAACAGGGAAUUGCCCUCCUGCUGGUGGGGGCUGCAUGGCUGGGUUUUAAAAGGCCUAUUGGCUUUGAAAUCUUGGACGCGAAACCAACUAAAAAAAUUAAAUAAAACUCGUUCCUAGCAGAAAAAAAAAA